[Torrubiella] hemipterigena is the source of this 291-nucleotide messenger RNA. Lineage: Eukaryota; Fungi; Ascomycota; Sordariomycetes; Hypocreales; Clavicipitaceae. The record is from the annotation of a GenBank genome assembly.
AUGGCCGACGCUGCAGAGGGAAACAGCCUCGUUGCUGAGCCUCUCGACCUGGUUCGCCUCUUGCUCAACGAGGUUGUCUUUGUCAAGCUCCGUGGCGACCGCGAGCUCAAGGGAAAGCUUCACGCCUACGACAGCCAUUGCAACUUGGUGCUUGGUGAGGUGGAGGAGACCAUCUAUGCCAUUGACGAGGACGACGAGGAUGAAGAAGUCAAGACUAUUAGCAGAAAAUCAGAAAUGCUGUUUGUUCGAGGUGAUAGCGUCGUUUUAAUAUCGCCGCAAGUUCCCUUUUAA